This is a messenger RNA of Pygocentrus nattereri (red-bellied piranha), 3682 nucleotides long. It is a transcript of the gene bach2a, whose product is annotated as BTB and CNC homology 1, basic leucine zipper transcription factor 2a. Gene Ontology annotation, molecular function: protein binding; DNA-binding transcription factor activity, RNA polymerase II-specific; RNA polymerase II cis-regulatory region sequence-specific DNA binding. Lineage: Eukaryota; Metazoa; Chordata; Actinopteri; Characiformes; Serrasalmidae. The record is from RefSeq and is a predicted model, not a curated record. Bases 285 to 2564 code for a protein of 759 amino acids. Gene Ontology annotation, biological process: regulation of transcription by RNA polymerase II. The transcript is spliced from 5 exons.
UGAAGGCGCUGCUGCGCUAAAAGCCGCAGAGAAGAGCUUUACGGCUACAACUCCUCACAGAGGGAGACACACAGCUGCUUCUCACCGCUGCAGCGGGACAAAGGCUUCAUAUACAGCCGCACGCGCUCUCGCGUCUCUACGACCCGCAGGAAGAGAGAUAAAGAGAGAAACCCAGGGAGAAAGCGAGCGAGCGCGAGAGCGACAGGGGGACCAUGUGAAGGCGUCUGGCGGAGCCUCAUCCGUGUGCGUGUGGGAAGAAGAGAAAGUUUGGGCUCCAGAGCGGGAUGUCUAUGGCCGAGAAGCCUGAAGGCCCCGUGUACGUGUACGAGUCGACGGUGCACUGUGCCAACAUCCUCCUGUGCCUGAAUGAGCAGCGGAAGCAGGACGUCCUGUGCGAUGUGAGCGUGCGGGUGGAGGGCAGGGAGGUCCGUGCCCACAGGGCCGUCCUGGCCGCCUGCAGCCGCUACUUCUCCCUACUGCUCCGAGGCCCAAGAGAGCACGAGCCGGUCAUCUGCCUGCCGUCUAAGAUCACAAUGAGAGGGUUUGCGCCGCUCUUGCAGUUUGCCUACACCGCCAAGCUGCUGCUCAGCCAGGAGAACAUCCACGAUGUGAUGUGCUGCGCUGAGUUCCUGGGCAUCCACAACCUGGAAGACUCCUGCUUGCUGUUCCUGAAGGCGCAGAUGAGCAGCAAGGGUGAGGAACAACCCAAAUCACCACAAACACCAGCUUACGAGGAGGAGAGGGGGCAGAGCAGAUUUCUGAAUGUCCCUGUGUCCCACACAAAGCAUAGUCCCACAUCCCUCAGCAGUUCUGUCGACCCAGAGAGAUUACUAUCCACCAACAGCCUGCAUCGGUCAGAUGUGCAUGAAACCAACGAUUUCCCCUGUUAUCCCAAAUACAGGAAGCACCAGCAGGCCUAUGCUAAGCACAAUGCCACGCGCACUUCAUCACACAGCAGUACCUCAAGCCUAGCCGGCUCGCUCCAAGACACCAUCACCAGCAGUGAUGCCCAGGGCCUGGAUAUGUCCCGAGUGAAGGCAGAACCAAGCACAGGAGAAGAAAGACUGGCGUUCGACUUCUCUGAAGCAGAGCAGUGUAAUGCAGACAGGAUGGAGAUGGACACCGAGAUCGACUUUAGUGACCAACUCCUCAGUUCUACGCCAGCCGAAGUGCCAGGCAGUCGGACGUCACCCCUGUGCCUGCGUUCCCUGGUCAAACACAGCCUUAUCCCUCCGCUCUGCAGUUUUUCGGCAGACUCUUCCUCGCUCAGAAGCAACCAGCAGUUUUCCAGUGCACUUUUUCCUGCUCAGAACCACCAUCUAGCUCAGGGUGACUUUAAAAAGGACUAUCAGGCCUUUAUUGGAGGGCUCGCGGUGAACUCUUCAAAGCAGUCCUGUGGAUUCCCAGCUUUGAAGUCUCUCUCCUGUGAAAGAAUCUAUAAGCAGGACCUUGAGCACGAGAUGGAUCGCAGGAGCGUCAUUUUCUCACAGCCGGCACAUUCCAACCCAGACGAGUCAUCUCUGGAGCCAGAUGCACCAAAAGGCCUGUGGACAGGCUCUAGUCGUUCCUUGCCCUGCUCUCAGACGCUCUCUCCUACUUCCGGACCUUCAGAACCCUCGUUGCCGGCCCGCCGAAGGCCAAAGAGGAGCUGCCCGGUGCCCAUUAGAGUGUGUCCCCGCUCCACCCGUACCGAGACUUUCCCCAGGACAUCUAGCUCGUGCUCUUCCUACUCAUAUGCGGAGGAUGGCAGCGUGAGUUCCCCGUCCAGCCUGCCACAGUUCGAGCUGUCCUCAUCCUCACCCUGCUCCGGCCUGGCUCUAGACGGGAGACCCAAGGUGAAGUGUGAGAAAUUGUAUGACUCAAACUCAAGCGACGAGUCUGGCUCUUUCUCAGAGGGAGACAGCGAAUCGUGCCACACCAAAGAGCCACAUAGACUUGAGGUGAGGCUGCCUUUUCCAGUCGAUCAGAUCACAGAUCUUCCACGGAACGACUUCCAGCUGCUGAUCAAGAUGCACAAGCUGACGUCAGAACAGCUGGAGUUCGUUCAUGACCUGAGACGAAAGAGUAAGAACCGGAUCGCCGCCCAGCGCUGCCGCAAGAGGAAACUGGACUGCAUCAAAAACCUGGAGUGUGAGAUCCACAAACUGCAGGUGUGUGAGAAGCAGAAGCUGCUGACUGAGAGGAACCAGCUGAAGGCGUGUAUGGGGGAACUGUGGGAGAACUUCUCCUUCUUGUCUCAGGAGGUGUCCAGAGAGGAGAAAUUGAGUCCAGAGCAGAACUGGCUUUUAUUUGACCAACAUCCAAGCCGGGCCUCAUCUAGCCCAAUCCACAUAGACCUCACGGUGUCGUCCAGCCCCAGCAGCGUAGACCUUACCCUGCCAUCCCACCGCAGCCUGCCCCCUUCACCGAGCCCCGCCAAGAGCCAGCAUCCGCACGAAAUCUCACCCACGAGGCCACAGCUGGACACCUCUGCCUCCAUAAAGACCCCCCUCCAGAUCAGCAGCCCCACAGUGACUGUAGCUUUGUGCCAGGAAAUGACUGACAAGUGCACAACAGACGCAUAACCGCAGGAAAGUCUGAGAGAAAGGUUUCGUUCUAAAGAAAUGUGUUUUAGCUCUUGUUUGGGUGUUUUUACAGCAUUAGGGAGUGCACUGUUCUGUAAGUUGUCCACUGUGUUGUGGUGAUGUGGUUCCUAAGGUAUCUUAUUAAGACAAGAUAUCUAAAAAAUAUAUUUUUUCCACUUUAUUUUUCCGUUUCAGCACAGUUUUCUUCUGUCUUCAGCUCUCAGAUUAAUCUCAGGAAUCUCUAUGAAUGUUUUCUGAUCUUUUAAGGAAGGAGGCCUUUUUUUUUUUUUGGUUCAAACAGACUUCAAACGCAAGCACGUCGUGAUAUUUUUGGGGGAGUUUUCUGUACUUUUGCUGCACCGACUCAUUUGUUUUCCUUCCUUGCUUGCGGUAGGAGGAAGAGACGAAGGCAAAAGGAAUGAGAGAGAGCGAGAAGAAAGGAGAGAAUAAUGAGGAAAGAGGUCUGCAUAGUCAAACAGAUGAUCCGGUUCGGUCGCAGCGCAGGAAACCCUCGAAACGAUCAGCAUCAGGUCGACAGAGGCAGAGCAGAAGCUCUUUCGCUUUUGAUAAUUUCUAAUAUCUUUUCUCACUUACUGCAUUACCGGUCGGUCCGAUUGGCACCCUUGCGUGUUUUUUUUAGUCCGGAUUUUUUCUCCUGACCCAGGUUUUGCCACGUUACGCCAGUUUAUUUUCAUUUGUUUGACUUUUUUCCCUUUUUAAUCGUGCAGACCUCGUCCACACUCGAAGAUGCAGUAGGUCUUGGUUAUUGAGUGCUGCUACAGAAUAGAAAGCAAUUUCUCUGACAUCCACAAAUGAGCUGCUUCAGGGACACAGACAGCAAAGACCUCUCCAUUGAAAACCGUGCUGAUACUGUAGAUUUUGGCAGCUCUCACCUACACAAGGAACUCCACGGUUCUGUAUGCUCUCAGGGGUUGAUUCAAAAUCUACCUGCGGAGAGGGAAAUCUUGCCGUCGUGAAAUUGGCCACGGUUGCUUAUUUAACACUUCGCCUCCGGUCUGCCGUGACAUUUAUAAGCAUUAAUCUGGUGAAAUGUUGCUGCUCCGUCAUACGGAGCCCCGCUGGUGACCUCCUGUAUAAAUAAAAAUAAUGCAUUGCCA